CCCAAGAUCGUGGAGGCCCUGCUGGGCUACGAGAUGGUGCAGGUGGCUUGUGGCGCGUCUCACGUCCUGGCGCUUUCCAACGAACGGGAAGUGUUCGCCUGGGGCAGGGGGGAUAACGGUCGGCUCGGGCUGGGGACCCUGGAGGGCCACAACUCCCCCCAGCAGGUCGCAGUCCCGCCGGAGCACGAGGCUCAGAGGGUCAUCUGCGGCAUCGAUUCCUCCAUGGUCCUCACAGCGAAGAACCACAUUCUGGCUUGUGGGAGCAACAGGUGUAACAAGCUGGGCCUGGAUCGGAUCGCCUCGGCAGAGGAGCCGUCCCCAGAGGACCAGGUGGAAGAGGCCACCGUGUUCACGUGCGUCCAGUCGUUCCCCUUGAGCCAGGAGCCGAUUGUGUGUGCUGACAUCGGUACGGCGCACUCGGCCGCAGUCACAGCUUCCGGCCAGUGUUACACCUUUGGGAGCAACCAGCAUGGGCAGCUGGGCACCAACUCCUGCCGCAACAGCCGCGUACCCCACCUGGUUGUGGGGCUCCAGGCGACGAAGGUCACCGUGGUGGCUUGUGGGGAUGCUUUCACUGUGGCCAUCGGAGCAGAUGGCGAGGUGUGCACGUGGGGAAAAGGAGCCAGGGGACGCCUGGGCAGGAAGGAUGAGGAAACGGGAGCACCGAGGCCGGUGCAGCUGGAGGAGACGCAUCCAUACCUGGUGACCUCCGUAGCCUGCUGCCACGGGAACACGCUGCUGGCAGUGAAGCCUGCCGUGGAAGAGUCGCCCUCCCAGUGA
Eurypyga helias (sunbittern) is the source of this 780-nucleotide messenger RNA. Its product is annotated as serine/threonine-protein kinase Nek8-like. The annotation marks the transcript as partial. The transcript has 6 exons. NCBI's taxonomy places the organism in Eukaryota, Metazoa, Chordata, Aves, Eurypygiformes, Eurypygidae. The record is from RefSeq and is a predicted model, not a curated record.